Penicillium malachiteum is the source of this 657-nucleotide messenger RNA. Its product is annotated as pyridoxine/pyridoxamine 5'-phosphate oxidase. NCBI's taxonomy places the organism in Eukaryota, Fungi, Ascomycota, Eurotiomycetes, Eurotiales, Aspergillaceae. The transcript is spliced from 2 exons. The record is from RefSeq and is a predicted model, not a curated record. Bases 1 to 657 code for a protein of 218 amino acids. Gene Ontology annotation, molecular function: pyridoxamine phosphate oxidase activity; FMN binding. Gene Ontology annotation, biological process: pyridoxine biosynthetic process.
AUGCCUACCACCGACGAUUCCUUCCGCGCUGAACUCCGAAAUACAAAAGUAUUGGAAGGCCCAUUUCCGAACCUAAAUUUCGACACUUUCCCCGAGACACCACAAGAUGCCUUCAAACAAUGGUUUCACGAAGCAGUGGAAGAAGGUGUAAAAGAGCCACAUGCCAUGACCCUUUCGACCGUGGAUUCGGAUGGCCAACCCGACGCACGAGUCCUGAUUCUCAAGAACGUCGAUUCUCGUGGCUGGCAUUUCGCAAUCAAGGCCAACAGCCCCAAAGGCAAGCAGUUGAUCAGCAAUGGAUACGCUGCGUUGACAUUUUACUGGCCUCAAGUCGCUCGACAAGUUCGGUUGAAAGGAAAAGCUGUUGCACUGCCAGAUGAGGAGAGUGCUUUGGACUACCAAGCUCGGCCUGUAGCAUCGCGGGCAAGCGCGGUCGCCUCAAAGCAAAUCGGGGGGGACCUUGAUCGUAGCUUGGCUGAAACUCAGGCAAAGCUAGCGGUGGAUCCCUUGCUUGGUAUGGAGAAGUGGCGGGUAUUCGCUGUUGCGCCACAGACGGUUGAGUUUUGGCAGGGUGAUGCUAGUCGGCUUCAUCAAAGACUGCAGUAUGUGUCUGAGGAUGAUGAUACUUGCUGGAAGAAACAUCUGCUUUGGCCAUGA